AUGCCUCGCGAUCCUCUUAUCGGUUUGCUAUUCACGACAAUCGAUCCCCAAAGAGCAAUUGGCUAUCUUCAAGUCGACUGUGCAUGUGUGCGCUUCGACAAGGCAGACGUCUGCAAGCCCAAUUAUGGCUCAUGCCACGACGGCAAGCGCUCAGUCCCCAUAGAGCUCCUCGAUGUCGCAGGACUCGUCCCAGGCGCGCACGAAGGAAGAGGACUUGGGAAUCGCUUCUUGGACGAUUUGAGACAUGCAGAUGCACUGGUGCAUGUUGUGGAUGUAAGUGGGACUACUGACGCAGAGGGCAAGGUUACAAGGGGGUAUGAUCCGAGCCAGGAUAUUAUCUGGUUGAGGGAGGAAAUUGUACAGUGGGUGCUGGGGAAUCUCAUGACGAAGUGGGGUGGGAUAAAACGACGGCAUAUAGCUCUCAAGGCCAAUGCUGCCGAUACCCUCCAAAACCAAUUCUCCGGUUACGGCUCUACCACCGCCAUGGUCCAGCGUACGCUCGACCGUCUCGCCCUCAAGACACCCCUUGAGUCAUGGGACAACGAAACGGUCGAGAAGGUCGUCAACGGCUUCAUCGACGAGAAGUUCCCUACUGUCUGCGCGCUCAACAAGAUCGACCACGCCGAUGCCGAUAAGAACAUUGCCAAGAUCGCGAAGAAGCAGCCCCCGGACAGCAUUGUCCUCACUAGUGCUAUCUCGGAGGUAUUCCUACGCAAACUUGCCAAGCAGGGGUAUAUUAAAUAUACCGAGGGCAGUGAGUUUGUCGAUACAAGGGAAGAUUUGAUAAGCGAAGGGGAUCCAGAAGGUGGUGGCCUAAAGGAGAUGGACGAGAAACUGAAGGCACGUAUCGAAAACCUAAAGGAUAUGGUGCUGUAUAGGUUUGGGAGUACGGGUGUGGUGCAGGUGUUGAGUAGGGCGGCAAAGUUGUUGGGUUUGGUGCCUGUGUUCCCAGUCAGGAAUAUGAACUCGUUCACCUCGGGGGCAGGAUCAAGUGGUGGCGUGUUUAGGGACUGUGUUUUGGUCAAUAAAAAUACUACGGUGAAAGACGCGGCGAAGAAGAUUAUGGGUGAUGUUCCAAUUGCCUAUAUCGAGGGCGUUGGCGGCGUAAGAGUUGCAGAGACAGACAUUGUCGAGAUUGGGAAGAAUGAUAUAUUAUCAUUUAGGGUGGGAAGAGCUUAA
Messenger RNA from Morchella importuna, 1179 nucleotides. RefSeq lists its product as uncharacterized. The transcript is spliced from 8 exons. The record is from RefSeq and is a predicted model, not a curated record. Lineage: Eukaryota; Fungi; Ascomycota; Pezizomycetes; Pezizales; Morchellaceae. Gene Ontology annotation, molecular function: GTP binding; ATP hydrolysis activity. The coding region runs from base 1 to 1179 and encodes 392 amino acids. Gene Ontology annotation, cellular component: cytoplasm.